CCCGCCUCCUCCGCUCCCGCGCGGCGGAAGUGACGCGCCGGCCCUGCGGUGCGGCGCGGCGCGGCGGGCGCUGCGGGGCGGCCAUGGGCAGGAAGGAGCGGGACAAGAAGAAGUCCAAGAAGCGCCAUUAUGAUGAUGAGGAGGAGGACGAGGAUGAAGGUCCCGGGAAGGAGCCGCAGGAGGCGGUGCCGUCCGCGGCGGGGAAGCAGGUGGAGGAUAGCGGCACCAAGGUGGACGAGUAUGGGGCCAAGGACUACCGGCAGCAGAUGCCGCUGAAGGCCGACCACGCCUCGCGGCCCCUCUGGGUGGCUCCCGAUGGCCAUAUUUUUCUGGAAGCCUUUUCUCCAGUUUACAAGUACGCACAGGAUUUUCUGGUCGCCAUUGCUGAGCCGGUGUGCAGACCGACUCACAUUCACGAGUACAAGCUGACUGCUUACUCACUGUAUGCUGCUGUUAGCGUCGGCUUGCAAACAAGCGACAUCACAGAGUAUUUACAAAAACUGAGCAAGACUGGUGUCCCAGAUGGAAUAAUCCAGUUUAUUAAGCUGUGUACUGUCAGCUAUGGGAAGGUGAAGCUCGUACUGAAACAUAACAGGUAUUUUGUGGAAAGUACCCACCCUGAUGUCAUUCAGCAGCUUCUGCAAGACCACGUUAUUAGAGACUGUCGUCUGAGGAACGCUGAGGGUGAAGAAACAGAGCUCAUUACAGAGACGUUCACAAGUAAAUCAGCGAUUUCCAAAUCCAGUGAAGGUGGCUUUGGGCCGUCAACAUCACAGGGAACAGAUGGUCAGAAUAAACCAGAUGUCCCAGCUGACUUAUUUGAGUUUUAUGAACAGAUGGACAAAGAUGAGGAGGAGGAGGAGGAAACACAGACAGUAUCUUUUGAAGUCAAGCAGGAGAUGAUUGAAGAACUUCAGAAGCGUUGUAUCCAUUUGGAGUACCCCUUGCUAGCAGAAUAUGAUUUCAGAAAUGAUUCUGUGAAUCCCGAUAUUAAUAUAGAUCUGAAACCUACAGCUGUUCUCAGGCCCUAUCAAGAGAAAAGCCUACGGAAGAUGUUCGGAAAUGGGCGAGCCAGGUCUGGUGUUAUUGUCUUGCCAUGUGGUGCUGGCAAGUCUCUAGUUGGAGUGACAGCUGCAUGUACUGUCCGCAAGCGGUGUCUGGUCCUUGGUAAUUCUGCAGUGUCUGUAGAGCAGUGGAAAGCCCAAUUCAAGAUGUGGUCCACCAUUGAUGACAGUCAGAUAUGCCGGUUCACUUCUGAUGCCAAAGACAAGCCCAUCGGCUGUUCUAUUGCUAUCAGCACAUAUUCCAUGUUGGGGCACACGACAAAAAGAUCCUGGGAAGCAGAAAGAGUAAUGGAGUGGCUUAAAAGUCAAGAGUGGGGCCUUAUGAUACUCGACGAAGUACAUACUAUCCCCGCAAAAAUGUUCAGACGUGUGCUCACUAUUGUACAAGCUCAUUGUAAACUGGGGCUGACUGCUACCCUGGUCAGAGAAGAUGAUAAAAUUGUUGACCUGAACUUCCUGAUCGGACCAAAGCUCUAUGAAGCCAACUGGAUGGAGCUGCAGAACAGUGGCUACAUUGCCAAAGUCCAGUGUGCUGAGGUUUGGUGCCCAAUGUCACCUGAAUUUUAUAGAGAAUAUGUAGCCAUCAAAACAAAGAAACGAAUACUGCUGUACACCAUGAACCCAAAUAAAUUCAGAGCCUGCCAGUUCCUGAUUAAGUUUCAUGAGCGACGGAAUGAUAAAAUCAUCGUAUUUGCUGACAACGUGUUUGCACUGAAGGAGUAUGCGAUCAGACUUGGGAAACCCUAUAUAUAUGGUCCUACUGCCCAAGGAGAAAGAAUGCAAAUUCUACAAAACUUCAAGCACAAUCCAAAAAUCAACACUAUUUUCAUUUCCAAGGUAGGUGACACAUCCUUCGAUCUGCCAGAAGCCAAUGUUCUGAUUCAGAUUUCGUCCCAUGGUGGGUCUCGAAGACAGGAGGCUCAAAGACUGGGACGAGUGCUGAGAGCCAAAAAAGGCAUGGUUGCAGAGGAAUACAAUGCCUUUUUUUAUUCCCUUGUAUCCCAAGACACUCAGGAAAUGGCAUAUUCAACAAAGCGACAACGGUUUCUUGUAGAUCAAGGUUACAGCUUCAAGGUAAUAACAAAGCUUGCAGGCAUGGAAGAAGAAGAACUUUCAUUUUCAUCCAAAGAAGAACAGCAGCAGCUUCUUCAGAAAGUCCUGCAAGCAUCUGACCUGGAUGCUGAGGAGGAAGUAGUUGCUGGAGAAUAUGGUUCAAAGUCAGCUCAGGUGUCACGUCGUACGGGCACCAUGAGCUCUAUGUCAGGAGCAGAUGAUACGGUUUACAUGGAAUACCACUCUUCACGGAGUAAGGCAUCUUCAAAUAAACACAUCCAUCCACUCUUUAAACGCUUCCGGAAAUGAUAUCCUUCAUGUGUGCAUUUUUUUAAAACUGUGGAUCCACGUACCUGUGUCUGUAACGAAAAAUAUGGAGUGGAAAUGUCGACAGGUCCUUUAAAAGACUUUUUAUAUGCAUCUAUAUAGCCACAUAUUUACUUAGCAAUAUAUGUGCUUUCAUGGGUGAUCGUGAAAGGAAAAAAGGAAGUAAAUCUUGCCACAGGGAAGACACUGUCCAGUGACUGGAUCCUGGUUAUACCUGUCUGGUUUUCAGGGUAAUUAAUAGAAUUUAUUUUUAUCAGCUGAAGAUCCUUUUUCAGAAGAAUUCUGGAAAGGUUUUGUAAAUGAAGUUUGUACUGAUGUUUGAAAUAUUAUUUAUCUGAUUAUUGUGUCUACUCAACAAAUUGUUGUUUUUUAAAAUGCUUAAAAACCUUUCAUUGAGCUGAACAAAUCCUGAUAGGAGCACUUUACAUGAUGUUUUUAAACUGGGAGCUAACUUAUACAUAUGAUUUAACUUGUCUUAAAAUUCUAACAGAUUGUCUGGAAAUAUUUUGAAGUUCAAAGACAAGGAGAAAGAAGGACUGUCUCCCAAGUGAACUUAACGAAAGCAGUAGUAAAUAAAAAUAAAUUCUGUGCUCCGUUUUCCUCAUUUUUCUUGCUACUGUUGAGAAGUUGCUGAAAUAAAAGCUGUUUCCCUUGUCAUUUAUUUUCUAUGUGUUAACCAUGGAAUAAAACCAUCAUAACUGCUGAACAGUG
Molecule: messenger RNA, 3155 nt
Organism: Phalacrocorax carbo (great cormorant)
Lineage: Eukaryota; Metazoa; Chordata; Aves; Suliformes; Phalacrocoracidae
Source: RefSeq, a predicted model, not a curated record